Molecule: messenger RNA, 623 nt
Organism: Tarenaya hassleriana
Lineage: Eukaryota; Viridiplantae; Streptophyta; Magnoliopsida; Brassicales; Cleomaceae
Product: 60S acidic ribosomal protein P2-1-like
Exons: 4
Coding region: 93-434 (113 amino acids)
Biological process (GO): cytoplasmic translational elongation
Cellular component (GO): ribosome; cytosolic large ribosomal subunit
Molecular function (GO): structural constituent of ribosome
Source: RefSeq, a predicted model, not a curated record
AUAUAUUUACCAUUCUCUCUACAACCUAGAAUAAACUCUAAAGAGCCAACCAGAUCGAAACGCCUCUGCGAGAUCCAGCAACUUCUAGAAAAAUGAAGGUGGUCGCCGCGUUCUUGCUCUCCGUUUUGGGUGGCAAAGCUUCGCCUACAGCUGAAGACAUCAAAGACAUUCUCGGAUCAGUUGGUGCCGAGGCUAGUGAUGAGGAGAUUCAGCUUCUGUUGAAGGAAGUCAGUGGCAAGGACAUCACCGAACUGAUUGCAGCUGGUCGGGAGAAGCUGGCUUCUGUGCCAUCUGGUGGUGGUGUGGCAGUUGCUGCUGCUCCUGCUGCCGGUGGUGGUGGUGCAGCUGCUCCUGCCGCCGAGGAGAAGAAAGAAGAGAAGAAGGAAGAAAAGGAAGAAUCCGAUGAUGACAUGGGAUUCAGUCUUUUCGACUAAGCUUCUUGUUUCUCUCUGGUUUUGUUUUCUUGAUAAUGUUUAUUUUCAUCUUUGUUUUGUUAAACUGUUUGAGAUUUUACAAGUCUUUACAUUUAGUUUGUAGUCUUGAAUCUUUGCCGGAAUUCUCAACGGAGUUUGGUUUAGAUUAUGAUGCAGACCUGUUCUUUACUUGUGUUUCGGUUUCUAACA